CAAAUGAGGUAGAGUUGGACUUGGAGAGCAGCAGAGUGGUAUUGCAAUACAUCAGAGGAAGUCACACCCCGAGUAAACCCUGAAGGCAUUAUAGAGAAAGAGAUUGCACUCAUUUCUGUUUGGCUUUCUCCAGAUAUAGUUCAGACACUUAUUACCACAGCCAUCAGAAGACUGAUUCAACAGGGUGCACUGGACUGAUGACAAGUAUGCAACAGUAUUGGACCACAGAGAGAGGUGUCACUGGAGGCACAGGCAAUAUGAGUCUGGAAUCAGAGGUGACGUGCAAUUGUUCCAUUGACAGCUUCAAGCGCAGCGUGUUUCCUGCUGCAUACCUGCUCUUCUUCUUCCUGGGCCUGAUAGCCAACAGUGCCUCCCUCUGGGUCUUUCUGAGCAUGUACAGGAGGAAGAGGAGCAUCACCACAGUCAACCUGUACAUGUUGAACCUGCUGUUGUCUGACCUCAUGCUGGUGUGCUCACUGCCACUCAGGGCAGCAUACUACCUGCUGGACUCCCAUUGGCCGUUUGGGGACAUCACCUGCCGCCUGGUCUCCUACGUAUUCUAUAUCAACAUGUAUGGCUCUGUCUACUUCCUGCUGGCCCUGAGUGUCCUCCGUUACCUGGCCGUAUCACGCCCCUAUACGUUCAUGAAUCUGGAGGGGGGAUCCUGUGGUUGGGGAGGGUGUCUACUCAUCUGGAUCUUUGUGUCCCUGGCCUCCGCACCCCUACUGAGUUCUGGGACUAUCCAGGAGGGAGAAGAGCGGAUCCGCUGUCUGGAAUUGGGCAGCAGCCUUGGCACCAUCAUCGUCCUGAACCGUGCCUCCCUGGUGGUUGGCUUCACCCUGCCCUUCACUGUCAUCUCUGUCUGCUACGUGUGUGUGCUGCUCAGCCUGAGGCAGUGUAGGGCUGGGGUGGAAGGGAUGAAGAGGCCCUCCAGGAGGAAGUCUUGUGCCCUCGUUAUCCUCGGUCUCGGCAUCUUCAUGAUCUGCUUCUUGCCCUAUCAUGUAGUACGAACCUUCUUCCUGGCAGCAGAGCGGAAUGCUCAGCUAAAUGGUUGUGAGGAUUCUUGUAGCUAUCUCCAGGGGAUUCGGAAGGCCGCCGUGGUAACGCUCUGUCUUGCAGCAGGUAACAGCUGUCUGGACCCCUUCCUUUUCUUCUUUGUGGGAGAAAACUUCAGAGAUUUCUGUAUGAACAAUGGUAGGAGACAGAGGAGAGUUAACAACACAGAGAGACAGAGGCUUCAAGUGCUGCAGACCAUUGAAUUAACAGUAAAUUGAUCAACGUUACACUUUUUUUUUUAAACAUACGAAAAAUGUUGCAUUCACUUUUACAUCCAAUGUUUUUUUGUUUUUUUUUACAUUUGCUAAUCUGGUAUUGCAUUAUGAACUUUUGUUAUGGGUUGUGUCAGUCAUUUAUCUAUCUGCUUUAAAAGAAAUGCAUAUCAAUAUGUAAAGAGUGAUCUCAAUAAAUUAACUUUAUUCUCAA
This is a messenger RNA of Salmo salar (Atlantic salmon), 1482 nucleotides long. Its product is annotated as cysteinyl leukotriene receptor 2. Gene Ontology annotation, cellular component: plasma membrane. Gene Ontology annotation, biological process: G protein-coupled receptor signaling pathway. Gene Ontology annotation, molecular function: G protein-coupled receptor activity. Lineage: Eukaryota; Metazoa; Chordata; Actinopteri; Salmoniformes; Salmonidae. The record is from RefSeq and is a predicted model, not a curated record.